AUGGAUUAUGAAGAAUUUGAUUUCUCGUUUGGUUCUCCUUAUAUGAACCAACUCCAUGAGUGUUGCUUAGAAAAUGCAUUCCCAUUUCAAACAGAAGAUAUAUCAUCACCAAAUACCAUAAUGGAUGAAAUGUUUGGUGAAGAGUCUGUGGAGGGCUUGCUUCUGCAACACCCAAACAACCAGGACUUUGGUUUCAUGAAUCACAAUGAUCCACCAGAGAUUGAAUUCUGUGAUGGAUUUGGCUCUAGCCCUGAGGAAAAUGUGCAUGUUUCAAUGGAAGAAGAAGAAGGGGAUUGUUAUUUGAAGGGAAUCCAAGCAGAGCUGAUGGAACAGACUAGUUUAGCUGAUCUUUUGCUAACAGGAGCUGAAGCUGUUGAAGCACAAAACUGGGAACUUGCUACAGACAUAAUUGAGAAACUCAACAAUGCAUCAUCUUUGGAAAAGGGUGAUGGUUUGUUGAACAGGUUGGCUUUUUUCUUUGCUCAGGGUCUGUAUUAUAAAAGUACAAAUGAACCUGAACUGUUGUUGCAGCGUGGUGCUGUUUCUACACACAGAGAUGCUUUCUGUGUGUUUCAGGUUCUCCAAGAACUAUCUCCCUAUGUGAAAUUUGCUCAUUUCACGGCAAACCAAGCAAUCUUAGAAGCCACAGAAGGUGUUGAGAAUGUUCACAUCAUUGAUUUUGACAUCAUGGAGGGAAUCCAGUGGCCACCCUUGAUGGUUGAUCUUGCAAUGAGGAAAAACAGUACUACUUCCCUUAGAGUAUCAGCGAUCACAGUGGACGAGAGAGGUGCUGCUUCUGCUGAACAAACAGGAAGAAGGCUGAAAGAGUUUGCAGCUUCUAUAAACUUUCCAUUUAUGUUUGAUCAAAUGAUGAUGGAAAGAGAAGAAGAUAUUGAAGGAAUUGAAGUUGGUGAAACAGUGAUAGUGAACUGUAUGAUAGACCAGUGGAUGCCUAAUAGGAGCUUCUCAGUGGUGAAAACAUUUUUGGAUGGUGUGAGGAAACUGUGGCCGAGGCUUGUGGUUUUGGUGGAAGAAGAACUGUUUAAUUUUUCAAGGCUGAAAUCUAUGUCCUUUGUGGAGUUCUUCUGUGAGGCUUUGCAUCACUACAGUGCAGUUUGUGAUUCACUUGGUAGUAGUGUGUGGGGUAGCCACAAGAUGGAGUCGAGGCUGAUAGAGAAAGAGAUUUUGGGCCUCAGAAUAUUGGACAGUGUGAGACAGUUUCCUUGUGAGAAAAAGGAGAGAAAGGUUUGGGAAGAAGGGUUUUAUUCCUUGAAAGGGUUUGAAUGUGUUCCUAUGAGUAGUUGUAAUAUUUCACAAGCCAAGUUCUUGGUGAGCCUCUUUGGUGGGGGGUAUUGGGUCCAAUUCGAGAAGGGUAGGUUGGCCUUGUGUUGGAAGUCACGGCCUUUGACUGUGGCUUCAAUGUGGGUACCCAAGGAUUAUUCCAGUCACAAACUCAAAUAGAUUUGUUCUUUUUUUUUUUUUUUCUUUUCAAUUUUUACUUUGGAGAUGUUAUACUUAUUAAGUACCUUUCAUAUUUUUGUGAAAAUUUCCAGUAUUUUUUCUAUACAUUUUGAUUUAAUAGAUAAUUUCUCUAUAGAUGAUUAGUUACUGUAAAAUUUUGAAAAUUCGUAAAACUUCUUUUUCAAAAUUUUCUAUAAAAAUAUUCACAAUAGUUUUUUAAUGUAAAAAAUAUGGUAAUUUUUCUUGUAAAUGAAUAAUUUUGAAAACUCGUUCCUUGACCUUUCAAUGACCUUUUCUCCCAUCACCUACACCAUUUUAUCAUCGUCUUCUUUGAUGAUAUACUUGUUUAUAGCUCCACCUUGAAAGAUCACACUUUCCACCAAGAGAUUGCCUUCAAGUUGCUGCUUGAUAAUAAAUUCCAUCUCAAGGGUUCAAAAUGUCACAUUGGAUAACGAUCGAUUUAGUAUUUGGGAGCAUGUCAUAUCUGUGUAUUAUGCAGAAAAAUUCUCAACUUUUGGCACUUCCCUCCACCUCAAAUUAGAUUUGGGUUGUCAAAGAAGAUAAAUAUUAUUCUUGCUAAAAUAUUUUCAUAAAAAUAUGUCAAUAAUCAGGAUUUUUUCCAUUCCUAUUGCUUAUUUCUAUCCUCAUUUUUUUUGUAAGAUGUAUUAAGAAACUUGUACAAA
Messenger RNA from Vigna radiata var. radiata (mung bean), 2144 nucleotides. Its product is annotated as scarecrow-like protein 23. Gene Ontology annotation, biological process: regulation of DNA-templated transcription. Gene Ontology annotation, cellular component: nucleus. Gene Ontology annotation, molecular function: sequence-specific DNA binding; DNA-binding transcription factor activity. The transcript has a single exon. The record is from RefSeq and is a predicted model, not a curated record. Lineage: Eukaryota; Viridiplantae; Streptophyta; Magnoliopsida; Fabales; Fabaceae. The coding region runs from base 1 to 1461 and encodes 486 amino acids.